Messenger RNA from Cygnus atratus (black swan), 1275 nucleotides. RefSeq names its product HEXIM P-TEFb complex subunit 1 (gene HEXIM1). Gene Ontology annotation, cellular component: nucleoplasm; cytoplasm; nucleus. NCBI's taxonomy places the organism in Eukaryota, Metazoa, Chordata, Aves, Anseriformes, Anatidae. Gene Ontology annotation, molecular function: 7SK snRNA binding; cyclin-dependent protein serine/threonine kinase inhibitor activity. Gene Ontology annotation, biological process: negative regulation of cyclin-dependent protein serine/threonine kinase activity; negative regulation of transcription by RNA polymerase II. The record is from RefSeq and is a predicted model, not a curated record.
AUGGCAGACGCGACGCCCGCCGAGCCGCAGCCCCCGGCCGCCGCGGAGCCCGAGCCCGAGCCCGAGCGGGGGCGCGCCCCGGCGGCGGACGGUGAGGCCGGGCGGCUGCCGGCCCCCGGGGCGGCGGCGACGGCGGCGGAGGAAAAGGAGGCGGCAGCGGAGGGCGCGGGCGGCGCCGAGGGGCGGCCGGCGGAGGGCGGCGCGGCGCGGCCCGGCCUGGGGCCGCGGUACCGGGCGGCCGUGGGGCGCGCCGAGGAGUGGCCGGCCAAGAAGAAGCACCGGCGGCGGCCGUCGAAGAAGAAGCGGCGCUGGAAGCCCUACUCGAAGCUGAGCUGGGAGGAGAAGCAGCAGUUCGACGAGCGGCAGAGCCUCCGCGCCUCGCGGCUCCGCGCCGAGAUGUUCGCCAAGGGGCAGCCGGUGGCCCCCUACAACACGACGCAGUUCCUGAUGGAGGACCACGACCAGGAGGAGCCCGACCUCAAGACCGGGCUGUACCCGCGGCGGGCGGCCGCCAAGUCGGACGACACGAGCGAGGAGGACUUCCUGGAGGAGGCGGCCGAGGAGGACGGCGGCAGCGACGGUAUGGGGGGCGACGGCAGCGAGUUUCUGCAGAGGGACUUCUCGGAGACCUACGAGCGGUACCAUGUGGAGAGCCUGCAGAACAUGAGCAAGCAGGAGCUGGUCAAGGAGUACCUGGAGCUGGAGAAGUGCCUCUCCCGCAUGGAGGACGAGAACAACCGGCUGAGGAUGGAGAGCAAAAAGUACGGGGGGGAGGCGGCGGAGGCGGCCCGGGUGCGGCAGCUGGAGCUGGAGGUGGACAGGUUGCGAGCCGAGAACCUGCAGCUGCUGAAGGAGAAGGACCUGCACAGACAGGAGAAAGCCCCCAGCAAGCUGGGGGAGUGACACUGGGGGGGGGACGGGGGGGCUUUUUACAGUGGUGGGAUGUAACAUUAUAUACAUGUGUACAGAGACGCCGGCGGACCCUUUUUACGACGCGUAAUCGGAAUAAACCACAGCCUUGUAUCGGUUUGAUGCUCUCGCUGUAGUGUAGUGUGUGUGCUGCUCGGCCUGUGUGCAGCUGAGGCUUCCCCCUUUUUUAGGUGGCUGUGACGGGGCUAGGGGAGGGGUUGAUGUAUAAGUGAACUCGAUUUAUGAUGCUUUUUUUUGUGUGUGUGUGUGUUUAAACCAAAAAUGAUCCCCGAGAAACCUGUAAAUUGGCCAAAACUGACUAUAAAAUUAUAGAGGUCUAAUAAAUUUAAUUACUUGUAACUGUAA